CAGUCUUCUUCUUGUGUCGAAGAUGCAGGUUGUAAGUGGUGGACAAUCACUUUGGAUAUACUCUUUGCUCUUUUAUUCCCUACAACUUUGCGGAAGACUAUCAGCUUCCACUUCCACUCUCCCUCCCCCUCCUCCGGCACCUGAACUUAACAUCUAUUCGAGGUCAGGGGACUCAGUGGUUCUGGUGUGCCGAGCACCAGAGGGCCACCGUGGGGUUCUGUUCAGAUUGUACCGAUACAGAGACAUGGUGAACUCUCAGGAGCUGGAGUCUGGUGCUGGGGAGCUCCAGUUCACUGUGAGGGUGAACACAGAAGUCUCAGUCCAGCGUGAACUCUACUGCUGUCAGUACAAGAACCAGGAGGAUUGUUUCAGUGCUUUCAGUCCCUAUUUGGAGUUGGAGCACCAAACAGGUCCUGGCCCUACUCGCUCCACACACACUUUCCCUCCUCCGGUCUUGUCCGUUCAGCCCUCGACUGGUGUGGUAAAACAUGGGGACGUGCUCUCCUUCAGCUGCUCGGUCCCCACCCUUCCUCCCCGGCCUCAGUCCCAGUCUACCUCUAAAAACAAACCAGAGGCCUUCCUUUUGCUGAGGACGGCCGAGGGAUCGGGGACGACAUCCAUUAUCUCACAGACGAACCGUGAACCCCAGCCGGGAGUCUUCACUGUCGGGCCAGUGAGGGGAGGAGAGGAAGGCCAGUACACCUGCCUCUACCAGAUCACCAAAAGGAGAGGACUGGUUAAUUCAACUGUCAGCAACAUGAUUCAGAUCACUGUGACAGAUGUGGUGGUGUUGCCAGUCCCCACCCUUGUUCUCCAGCAGCAGACAGACGUGUGGCAUUUGCUCUGCACAGGGUCUCCUGCCUACCCCGGUGCUGUCUUCUCCCUCUACCGGGUCGAUAAUGAAUUUCCUGUUGCCACUCACCCUGCCAACGUGAUCCACCAUCAGGCCACCUUCCCAGUUCCAGUCCAGGACACUCCGAUGGCCUUGUACCGCUGCCAGUACAGUGUCCACCUGGGAAAGAAAUGGAGCAGCUCUGAGCUCAGCCUCGCUUUGGCUGUAACCAGAGGAAUUCCCCCUCCCUCGUCACAAGAUGUGUCUGGUGUUGACUGGCCUCUCGUUCUGGGCUCUUUCUCAGCUGUGGUGCUGUUCCUCUUUUCGGUGGCACUUGUGGCUGUGGUUGCACGCAGAAAAGUUAAAGCAGCAGCUGAGGAGAAGAAAAAAAGACAGGAUGCAAAGUUCUGGACCCAAGUCCACGCCAAGGACCACGUUGUUGACCUUACACUCAGGCGUGCAAGCUUCAACCCUCAGGAAUGGGCCAGCGGAGAUACAACUACAGAGACAGUCUCCAGAUCCCCCCUAUGGAACUCACUGUCCACUUUCACAACCCCGAUCCAUCCGAUCCAUUAGAAAUGUUUGUUUUCUCUCUCUCUCUCUCUCUCUGUUUAUAUCUUUUAUUCCAGUUUAUCAGUGUAGCAUCAGUUUGAGGUUACACAGCAGGACAGGAAGAGCUAUUUCCUCAGUUCCUAUUUCAUGUGUAGCAGUAAAAUUGCACAAUUUGACAGGACACAGUUUGUUUGUUUUUCCAUGUCUGCCAGUGAAUCUAAAUAUAUACUUUAUCAUUAUUAUUAUUAUUAUUAAGACCUUGGAGAAAAGCAGAUGACAAAACAGUCUCACCAGAAGGUCCUUUUUAGUAGAUUCUAUCACAGGAUCCUCAUCAGCUACCAAACGGGCUUUGAAGUGAGUUUUGUUUCGUCAGAUUAUUUUCCUAUCUAACUGUUUUUAACCGAUGUGAAAAGUGAUUUUGUUGCGCUAUUUACAGAUUUGCAGCACAUUCCAGCACCUUUGCGACGUAACGUAAAACCACUCUGCACACUCUUUAACUCUGUAUGGAGCUUUGAACAUUACAUCGAACAUUGUAGUGAUAAUAAUAAUGUGAAAAACAGAAGAAAAAUCCAAGGCAGUCUUUUGGUUAAAAAAACUUCAGACAGAUGUCUAAUUAAAACAUGAGGAUCGCCUUAGAUUUUUCUCUUUCUUUUUUUUAUUUCUAACUCCAGUGUUUCCUACCAAAGAGCACCAUCAUCACAUUUAGUUUUAACUUCCUCUCCAGACUUUUUCUUCCUGAAUAAUAACGUUUAUUUAUAUACAACUCAGUGUAUCAAACCAGUUUGCACAGUUUUUUUUUUACAAGGAAAAAAGAGAAACACACACACACAACAUUUACACACAUAAAACACACACGUUAUUCAUUUAACAUAUGUGCUACAUGGUGACCUACCAACACACAUAAACACACAUAUGCAAACACAUUACCCAAAUCAAAUGAGGGGAUUAAAAUAGUGAUUUAGUAAAUUCACAAGUGACCAUCUUCAAGUGGGAACAAAUACUUUAUGAGUAUUCACUUGAGUUAUGAGUAUUCAUUUUUCUGACAAUUUUUAACUUUUACACUGCUACAUAUUAACACGAACAUCUCUACUUUGUACUCCCUACAUUUUUAAAACAUGCUUGUGACUUUGGUUUUAAUGCAUUUGAGGGGAAUUAUUGAUUAUGUAAAUAUCUCAUAUCUGACCAUGCAGCCCUCUGCCUGGAUUUUCUUAUUUUCUCAACUUCUUGCUGCUCGGGACAUUUUACCAACCCAAUAUGUCAGUAUAUGACAUCCUAGAAAUGAGGCUCCUGAGCCUGUACUUUCUUACUUUUGCUUGGGUAAAGAAGUGGACUCAAUACAUCAACUUCUACCAGA
Molecule: messenger RNA, 2738 nt
Organism: Acanthopagrus latus (yellowfin seabream)
Lineage: Eukaryota; Metazoa; Chordata; Actinopteri; Spariformes; Sparidae
Exons: 11
Coding region: 23-1408 (461 amino acids)
Source: RefSeq, a predicted model, not a curated record